AUGUCCAUGUUUGUGACAUUCUGGGAGGUGUGGCCCAGGCUGUGAUUUGCCACCUACUGCUGCAGGCAUUAGGGUGUUCAGAAGGGAAGGGAGAAGCUGUGCUCAUGUGUUUCCCACUAAACAGAGAGACUGACACUCUCUAUAGCUGUUUUAUUUUUACUUUAUCUCCUUGUCAACUUCACAGUGUAAUAAAUGCAGUUUAUGUAAACAUCUCUACUGGGAGAUGCAUAAAUAUAAGUAUUUAUGUGAACAUAUAAAGUCUGCAUAUGUGGGUAAUCUCCCCAUACAUAUCAUUUAUUUAUCCAUCAUUACAUAUCUGUGGUGUCUAGCUGAUUCCUCUACCUUACUUCUGUCUCUGUACCCAUCUCUACCUGAACAUGUAGUAAAUAUUUUAUUUUGAAAAUAGACAAAGAUUAUGUUUCCUUUGUGUUUUCUCUUUCACGGUGGAGCCUUCCCUCUGCUGGGGCUUCACUGUGAGACCCGCAGGACUCAAGGUCCUUUGGGAGGUCCUGGCUUCUCCUGAAUCCUCUCUCACCUCUCCUGUUAUAACUGCUCUCUCUGGCCAGCUCUGCUGGAACAGAAGGUCUUGCCUGCCACCCUAUGGCCGCAGGUGACACAGCAGAGGUGUGGGCAGCUGUCUCUUGACUGAUUCCUAGUCUCGCCUCUGAACCUGAGUUCCCACAUGCAUGGAUUUAAGCAACUGUCUUUCUGAGGAAGGGAUUGUGCUCAUUUUCCUCAUCUCCUCUUGAGGGGCUGUUUCCCGUGUUUAUUGAGUCCUCGUUUGUGCCCAUCACUUGCUAAUGUUAUCCAUGCUGCCCUCUAUCUCUGUGUAAGAUGGGAAAGCCUCCACACUUGACUGUCUCUUGUUUUUCAUCCAAUGUUACUCCCUGAAUAUACCCUCCAGGGGUAUCUGUCUUCUUCGUUCCACAUCUAGCACAAUCCUUGUGUAUCCACCUCCCUAAGGACUGUUUCUUUUUUUUAAUAUAUAUUUUAAAAAAAUUUAUUUAUUUAUGGCUGCGUGUGUCUUCGUUUCUGCGCGCAGGCUUUCUGUAGUUGCAGCGAGAGGGGGCUACUCUUCGUUGUGGUGCGCGGGCUUCUCAUUGUGGUGGCUUCUCUUGUUGUGGAGCACGGGCUCUCGGCACGCGGGCUUCAGUAGUUGUGGCACACGGGCUUAGUAGUUGUGGCUCGCAGGCUCUAGAGCACAGGCUCAGUAGUUGUGGCGCACGGGCUUAGUUGCUCCGUGGCAUGUGGGAUCUUCCCAGACCAGGGCUCGAACCUGUGCUCCCUGCAUUGGCAGGCAGAUUCUUAACCACUGCGCCACCAGGGAAGUCCCAAGGACUGUUUCUUUAUAGUGAUUUUAUGCAAAAACUCCAUAUGUUCUUCCUGCCUCCUGUAUCCCCAUGAGCACCUCUCUCUGCCCCCAUCUAAUUAUUUCUUCCCUCUCUCAUAUCCUAUUGUUCUGUUAGUUUUCUGCCCUGAAAGUUGACUGCUAGCUUCUUAGUUUUCUGCCUUAAUUUCUAAGUCAUAGAUUACUUUCAGGCUAAAAGUUUCCUUCUAACCACUGUUUUAUUCCUCACCAUUCAUUGGAAAUUAAAUCAAUUUUUAAUAAUUUGACUCAUCAGUGAUUUAUACUAGCCCUUCUUCCCCAGUUCUGUAGUUUUGUUUUUCCCUUUUGUGGUCAUUUUUAUUUAAACAUUUGACCUUACUGAAACUAGAACUUCCGUCCAAAAAUGUAUAUAGAGCUGAAGUUUUUGCCCUGUUUUUUUUGGCACUGUGUUUAAGGUGGUAUCUCUGGGUACUCAGGUAACCUCACUCCACAGAUUUCGAUCUGAAGUUAUUUUCACUAUUGUUUCUUCUAAUGAUUUUGUAGAUUGCAGGUCAAUUUCUUAUUCAACUUAUCAGUGACACAGUAGUUUAUAUGGCUUUUAAUUUCAAAGAAUAUUUUUUCACUUUUUUUCUUUUUAACUGAUUUUUAUCUGAUGUUAAUUGUAACCAGAUAUGUUCCCUAGAUAGGCAUGACUAGAUUUUUUUCCAUUGUGUUUAUAAUUUAAAUGGAUUUUCACAUCUUUGAGCCUGAGAGCCCAGAUAGGAGUGUGGGAAAUAGGACUCCUCAAAGGACAGAGAUUAAAUCUCAAAGCUCUUAGAUUUAUUAAGCAAACUCAGGUCCAGGGUAAAAGGGUUCUGUACCCCCAAUUCCAAUGUGUGGGGUUUUUUUCCUCCACACAUCCAAGCAAUUCUGGGACACCAAAUGAGUGUCCUACAAUUCAACUCAAUUCUGACACUGUUUACCCAGAGAUAGCAUCAGAUUCCACAGGUGAGGGGCUCAGUCCUGCAAGACUGUUCCCCACUCCACCCACCCAAGGUACCAGGCAUAAGUCCAGGUUGUCACCUGGGCUUCUGACCAACUGGCUAUAGACUGGAGGUUCCAACAACCCCCUCCUCAUUUAAUUUGCUGGAGUGGCUCACAGAAUCCAGAGAAUCAUUUUACUUACUAGAUUACCAGUUUAUCAUAAAAGAUUAUAACUCAGGAACAGCCAGAUGGAAGAGAUGCAUAGGGCAAGGUAUCAGGGAGGGGUGCAGAGCUCUCAUGCUCUCUGAACACGCUACUCUCCCUGAAUCUCUACCAACCUGGAAGCUCUCCAAACCCCAACCUUUUGGGGUUUUAUGGAGGCUUCAUUACAUAGGUGUGAUGGAUUAAAUCAUUGGUCUUUGGCGAUUGAUUCAAUCUCCAGUCCCUUUCCCCUCCGUGGAAGGGAGAAAGGGGAGAAAGUUCUCAGGGCCCCAUCAUCACCCAAUCUGCUGUUAUGUUUGAUUUAUUAUAGAUAACCUGUCAGCCUGGAUCUCUCUUCACAGACUGUGUACACAUAUCUACACAUAAGGAUCUGGAUUAUCUCAGGAUCCCACCUCCUCUGCUCUCCCCCCCCCCACAACCCUCCAUCCCUUCUCUGACACUUUUCAGUCCCUCCAUUUCAUUUGUGCUCCUCUCAGCCCCAUGCCUGACUUUGGUGCCCACUGAGUUCUUUUAGAAACAUUCCACAUUCAGGGAUAUGAAAUCCUUGGUGAGGUCUGUCAAGGAUUGGAAUAGGGUGCUGGGCUGAUCCUCCUUCCUGAACCCCUGUGCAGUCGGGGAGGCUGAUGCUAACAUGCAAACCUUUUUCUUUUUUACUUCUCCAGGCAAAGGGAUAUUGGGAAAGAUUCUGGAGUAGAGUGUUAAGAUUUAAGAGUAUUCUUUGAAUAUUUGCACCAUGAUGGGCCUUGGAGGUGCCUUGAGGGUGGUGCUUUGAGUGGAGUAGUUAUCAGGAAAUUGUGGAUUUUAAGGAAGUCAGGAAAGAAGAGAUCACUGACAAUUCAACAAUUCAGGGUAAGCUCCUAGAGGACUCUUUCUGGCUACUUAAUGCCCAGAAGCCAACCCCUCACCUCUUAUCAAAGCUAUAGGCCACUAGGUGCCAAUGAGGUUCAUGUAGCAUCAGAUCUAUCUAUGCCUUUCCUUAAUGUGGGGAUUUGGGGUACAGAAUUUAAGGAAGCACCAAAAACACUCAGUAAUCAAGGUAAAUAUUUUAAUGUAUUAUCUUAAAAAUAAAAAUGAUGAACCAAAUCUCCCCCUCCCCCCAAUCCAUGAUGAACAAAACUGUCAAAUUAUGCCUCCUCUUCACCCCUGUCUCCCUCACCAUCACCACCACCACCACAAGCUCGGAAAGUUUCCUCCAAGCGAUGCCUGUACCAGGGUUUGCUGGCUCGAGCCGUGGGGCUUCAUUAUACUACUACCACCAGGGAACCUUUUGCUCUUCACCCAAGUCCAGCCUCUCCACUCCUCAAAAUCCCGGUCACACAAGACGAAAGCCACUCCCACCGCCAUUCCAAGUUGGCCCAAGCCAAUCCCGCUCUCUCCGAAAACAGCCUUGGUGUUCCCUGUCUAUAGUGGCGCCCCCUCCCAACCUCGGGGACGUAGAGCCGGUGUCGCUCCUAUCUGGGCGUCCCAACAGAGCAUCACCCCGCUUCCCCACCCUCCAAGUGCUUUACUCUGAGCCGCGCCCACAUCGGCCCGCCUCUGGUCCAGCCCGUGCCGACCCUGGUUUCAGCUCCGGGAAGGGGACACCAGUGGAGACUUGGGUGGGGAAGCUUAGCUCCCUCGCGCCGCUGAAGGUCAGUGCGCACAGUCUGGUCACCCGCCGCUGCAACACCGGGCUCCAGGACCACAUUUCCUAGAUUUCUCGGCGGUGUCCGCGACGCUCUCGUGGCCUGCAGAUCUCAUUGGCCCUCGGCGGAGAAACUGGUGAACCUCGCGGUCUGGGCACCUUAACAACGAGCUCCUAAAUUUGGCUGUAAAAGAGGUGCAGAUGUGAGAGUCACCCUGCCAUGGAGAAGCCCACGCCCUCCUCCUCUCCACCCCAAGACUACACUCUCCAGAGGCCUCUGCGGCCACUUCCGCCCUCUCUUCCGUUCGCCCCUGAGCGUGAGGAGUUGGCGUAACAGGAACACUUCCGGCCGGUGGAGUCCGCCCAUUAGGCUGGUUGGCAACGGUGUAGACGACUGUAUUCGGGUCCUUCUCACACCUCUGCUCUUGGUUCCCGAGCUUCAGCCUCAGAAUCGAUCUGCCUUCUGAGACUUUGCCCUUCUUCAGGGAGAGCACUCAGGAGAUCAGGAAAAUGGCCACGGGGCUCCUGAAAGCCAAAAAAGAGGGAUGCCUUUUGAUCUCUAAUCCUGAGGUGUGGACAAGGCAGACUCCUGGAUGAGCAGAGGUGUGUUUUGUGUUAAAAGGCAUUCAUGGCAUUCGGGGAUGUGGCUGUGGACUUCACCCAGGAGGAGUGGAGGCUGUUGAGCCCCGCUCAGAGGACCUUGCACAGGGAGGUGAUGCUGGAGACUUAUAACCACUUGGUCUCACUAGAAAUUCCAUUUUGCAAACCAAAACUCAUUUCUCAGCUGGAGCGAGGGGAAGAGCCCUGGAUAGAGGAGAGGCAACGUCCGCUGAGUCUCUGUCCAGCAGGAUCAAAGCUAGAAAUUCAACCUUGUCCCUCCUGUCCUCUGGCAUUCUCUAGUCAGCAAGCCCUCAGCCAACAUGUGUGGCUCAGUCAUCUCCCUCAGUUUUUCUCAAGUUUACGUGCAGGAAAUCAUCUCCAUUCAGGGAAACAAUAUUCAGAAGAUCAGAAACAGCAGCAGGAGCAAGUCUUUGAUCAAACCUGCUCAAGCAACAAAGCAGAAAUUCAAGAGAGCGAAGAAGAUUCCAAGCUUUUGUUUGGGAGAGUAAGUAAAAGCAGCACUUCAAAGGCAUUCUCCAGAACCCUGGAAGAACAGCCAGUAAGGUCCAAGGAAGACAACACAGUUGUGGACAUAGUGCCCAGCCCUACCCAGAGGACAAACCUUGAGGAAACAGACAAAACAUUACAUGGUUUAGAAGUCUCAGGAUUUGGAGCAAUCAAAUAUGGAGAGUUUGGGCUAGGCUUUAUCAAGGAGUCAAACCAGCUCAGCCUCCAGAAGACACACACAGGGGAGACCCCUUACAUGUACACUGGGUGGGGAGAAAGCUUUAGCAGUAUGUCAGUCCUCAUCAAAAACCAGAGGGCACACUCUGGGGAAAAGCCUUUUGUGUGCAGGGAAUGUGGACGAGGCUUUACUUGGAAGUCAAACCUCAUCACACACCAGAGGACACACUCAGGGGAGAAGCCGUAUGUGUGCAAGGAGUGUGGACGAGGCUUUACUUGGAAAUCAAACCUCUUCACACAUCAGAGGACACACUCAGGGAUCAAGCCUUAUGUGUGCAAGGAAUGUGGGCAGAGCUUUAGCCUGAAGUCAAACCUCGUCACACACCAGAGGGCACACUCUGGGGAGAAGCCUUACAUUUGCAAGGAAUGUGGACAUGGCUUUCGCCAGCAUUCACACCUCAUCAGACAUAAGAGGACACAUUCAGGAGAGAAGCCUUAUGUUUGCAGGGAGUGUGAGCAAGGCUUUAGCCAGAAGUCACACCUCAUUAGACACUUAAGGACACACACAGGAGAGAAACCUUAUGUGUGCACAGAAUGUGGGCGUCACUUUAGCUGGAAAUCAAACCUCAAGACACACCAGAGGACACACUCAGGGGUUAAACCUUAUGUGUGCCUGGAAUGUGGACAGUGCUUUAGCCUGAAGUCAAACCUCAACAAACACCAGAGGUCACACACAGGGGAGAAGCCAUUUGUAUGCAGCGAGUGUGGGAGAGCCUUUACCCGGAAAUCAACCCUCAUCACACACCAGAGGACACACUCAGGAGAGAAGCCAUUUGUAUGCACAGAGUGUGGGCGAGGCUUUAAUGAUAAGUCAACCCUCAUCUCACACCAGAGGACACAUUCAGGGGAAAAGCCUUUCGUAUGCAGGGAGUGUGGUAGAAAGUUUAGCCAGAAGCCAAACCUGUUUAGGCACAAGAGGGCACAUUCAGGGAGUAUACCCUUUGUGUGCAGGGAGUGUGGACAAGGCUUUUGUGAUAAGUUAACUCUCAUUACACACCAGAGGGCACACUCGGGGGGGAAGCCUCAUGUAUGCAGGGAGUGUGGGCAAGGCUUUAGCCGGCAGUCGCACCUUAUUAGACAUCAGAGGAUCCAUUCAGGAGAGAAGCCUUAUAUUUGUAGGAAGUGUGGGCAAGGCUUUAGUCGGAAAUCAAACCUCAUCAGACAUCAGAGGACACACUCAGGAUAGAAACCUUGUGUGGACAAGUAGUGAAACCUUUAGCCAAUAGUCACACGGCAUGAGACACCAGAAGUCCCACCCAGGGCUGUAACUUUAGUAAUAAGUCAGCCAUUGCCAGACUCUAAAGUAGAAACAUCUUAUGUGUGAUGGGAGUGUUCACGAGACUAAUGGUAAGGGUCAACAUCUCCAAUCCACCUGAAGGAGAAUUGCUGGCCCAUUUUCAGGGGCUCUGGCUUUCCCUAGUGGGGAUGGUAGGUUGUGGAAGGUCUCUCAGGUAACUUGAUGGAGAGAGUACUUAUUAAGUAGGUUGAAAUUAGAGAAUUGAUACUAUUCCAAUAUCAUUUCCCAAGUAUACUUGAACACUCCUUCCACAGUAACCUGGAUGUUACAAAAACAGCAAUUCUAGAGUCCAUCUCUUGAUGUCUGUCUUACCUUCUGAGAACAAGAGACAGAAACCAUGGCUGAUUUAAUCUUGGUUCCACAGAGCAUGACCCAGCAGAGUCAGCUUCAGGGAGAGUUUGGAAAAUGGUCAACUCAUGGGGACAGAGAUAGUGCUUGGGUAGAAGGUUUUAUUAUACAAAAGGCUGACAGGUAAGAAAGAUUGUAGGUAUCCUAGCUCUGAGUUUGGGAAGAGGUGUCCAUUUUUGGAAAUAUCAUGUCUUUGCUUGCUUCCUGGGUCUGUCUCUGGUUUUCAGGUUGAAUCCAUACUGAAAAUGUUUUUAUUGACUAGUGUUUUUAGACUAGAAAUGUACUAUGUAGUGUUAUGAAGAAAAUAUAUACACACAUAUACAGAAAUACAAAAUGAAAUUACUUUCUAUUCUUUGAGUUACCAUACAGCAUCCCAUUAGUAAUUAUUUGGUUUAAAUUUUCCCAACCAUUGUAAAAUAUACUACUUUUUUGGUUGAGAAUACUCUUUUUGAAAAUGGCAGUAUCCCACAAAUUCAUUUAGAGUCGUGUCCCAAGGCCCAGUUUUUUUUCAUGAAACUUGACUAAAUGACUGUGAAUUUUCUUUGGAAAAUAAGUUUUCUAACAACAGGCAGGAAAAUGUAGAAAUUGUGUAAUAACUUAUCUUUUUUAUCUCUGUACAGGUAUUUAGAAUAAAUUUGAAAACAUAAGAGAAAGUGUAUGAGUAUUUAGAAAGUGGUGAUGUAGGGUUUAAAGUACAAUACUCAGUGGUUGGGUCAUUGGCUUUCAGUUAGGGAAAAAAUAAACAUAGGUCCCAAAGUUUCGAUAUCCAAAGGAGUUAGAGUUAGGGAAUCACUAUCUCAAAUAAUAUGAGGUGUAAGAGUCAUAAUUUUUGUUCAAAAUCUAAGUUUGAGUGGAGUGAGCAGAACCUGGUGAAAAAUUAUGAAAUACUAUCUUAAAUGGAGCAGCUGGCAUGACCUGCCCUUCUUAGCCCUCCCCAUGGUAAAUCCUGGCCUCAUGCUCUUACAUUUUCUCAACAGAAAAAUACCUUUUGAGUUUUAAUCUCUUUAAGCCUUAGAACUUAAUUACUCUUUUCCAUAAAAUAGUGUCACAAAAAUAAAGAUUCCAAAAUUAAACAUGUACCUUUCACCAGUUUUUUAGCUUUCGGAAGGAAUAUUUCAGUUUUUAGUGUAAUUGCCUCAUAAAAAUAAAAGAUUUUGCCUUAAAUUAUUUAAAACUCUCAACAGGAAAAAAUAGAGCACUGCUGGUAUAUGAAGAUUUAAAUAGAUUCAAAGAGAUUUAAACUCUGGGAAACAUUCCUAUGGAGCAGCAACCAAACAGAAAGAUCUGGAAAUGUUCUGAGAAAUAGGUAGAAAGAAGUCCCAUCCUUUGACCCUGCCCAAGCCCACCUCUACUGAUUCUUAAACCCACAUCAGGCCUUCUGCUUAGAACCUCUCAGAAGAGACAGAAUUAGGACAGGUAACCUGAGUUGUCUGCCAGGGCCUAGCAUUAAAAUCUGUGUGCAAAUUUGGAAACUAAUUAGGAGGCAAACACCACGUGGUAUUCAGAUAUGUGAAUCCUCUCAGUCUUGGAGGGUUUUUUUGGUUUUGUCUUUCAAUCUGUGUCUGGACUAUCCAUCCACUAUUGCCCCAUAUUUCAUAACCUGAGGUGACAGUUCUGGAUGUUUAAAACAGACAGAAAAUGUGCCCCAGAGCAACCACUGCCCAUCCUACCAAUCCUAUGGUAAGUAGUAGACUAUACUGCAGAAAAUUUUGAAGAAAAGAUGAUGAACAGUAUGAAACAAUGAAUAUUGCUUCAAAUCCGUUAAGCCUGUUAUGGUCACCAUUGAGAUGUUCCAUUUUAAAAGGAGUAGCAGUAAAUUUUAAUGUAAUUGUUUCAUUUAAUUCUAAUUUAUUAUUAUGGAUCAGUGAUUCCCUAAGUAUGGUCAGAGGAUGUUUGGGGGCCCUUUCAAGUGAUCUGCAUGGUCAAAACAAGUUUCAUUAUAACACUAAGACAUUACUUACUUUUUUCUGUUGUGCUGAAAUUUGCAUUGAUGGUGCAGAAACAAUCAUGGAUAAAACUGCUGGGCUUCUAGCAUGAAUCAAGGCAGUGUCACCAAACUGUACUACUAGUAUUAUUGUAUUUUUUACCACCCCCUACUGUGGUAAAAAAAAAAAUGCAAGUUCCACUUAAGAAUGUUCUUCAUAGAAAAGGAAAAAUUAAUUUUGUUAAAUCUUGACCUUUGGGUACAACAUUUUAAAAUUAUACUGUUAGGGCUUCCCUGGUGGUGCAGUGGUUGAGAGUCCGCCUGCUGAUGCAGGGGACACGGGUUCGUGCCCUGGUCCGGGAAGAUCCCACAUGCCGCAGAGCGGCUGGACCCGUGAGCCAUGGCCAAUGAGCCUGCGCAUCCGGAGCCUGUGCUCCACAAUGGGAGAGGCCACAACUGUGAGAGGCCUGCGUACCGCAAAAAAAUAAAAAAUAAUAAUAAAAUUAUACUGUUAAUUUUGAGAUAACUGUAGAUUCACACAGGGUUGCAGGAAAUUAUAUAGGGAGAUCCCAUGUACUCUUUACUCACUUUACUUCAAUGGUAAUGUCUUACAAAAUGAUACUAUAAUAUCACAACCACGAUACUAAAAUUGAUAUGUACACAUCUUUUAAAAACUAUACGUGAUGAAAAGAGAAAUACACAUAAAGUCCUUCAUGUAUGAAGUUGUUUCAAGGAAGUGCACUUCAAUGAUUGAUUUGCGAGCUGAACCAGCUAUGUUUUUAUGGACACCAAUUUUAUUUGAAAGAGUAGUUGACGAAUUUUGAAUAAGGUGACUCAGACUUGGAUAUUUGGUAGACAUUUGUAAAAAAAAAUGAAGUGAUUUUUUAAAACAGUAAAGAAAGCUGACAGUAAUUUUGUUAAUUUGACUUUCAAGCAAAAAAAUUAGAAUAUUGAAAAACAAGUUUUCUGCCACCAAGAACUUGACAGUUUCCCAAUACUUACACCUUUAUGAUGAGAUUGGUGAUGAUUUUAAUGAAUGUGAUUUUAUAAUACCAUAUAAUGAAAUAUGUUGAUGGAAGAUCUGCCUAAUUCACUGAACCAAUAUUUUCCAAUUAGUACAUAAUGCUGCAAAAUCAUCUGUGGGUAUAUUAAAGUAUAAGACAGACAAAUGGAUUUCAAGAGAUAAAAGCCAGAUUCCACAUUAUAAGUAACCUUUAAGAAAUUACUACUUGUUGAUUUUUGGUGUAUUAUCAAAGGAUAAUGUUGACAAUUACCUGAAAAGGCUAUUAAAACACUCCUCUAUUUUCUAACUAUAUCUGAGUCAGGCCAGAUUUUAUUUAUGUCAACAGGUUAAGUGCAGGAGCACAUAUAAAAUACCAGCUAUAUUCUAUUAAACUGGACAUUAAGGAGAUUUGCAAAAAUAUAAAACAAUGUCACUCUUCUCACUUUUUUUUUUUAUGGUGGAAAAUGUUCACACCCAAGUGAAAGUGAAACACUUUACUUUUCCCCUUUAUGUGUGUUGUUUCUAGAUGUUUAUGGUCUGUAACCCACACUGAAAAUACUACACACACACACACACACACACACAUCAGAAAAAAAGUUACAUGUUAUAAUACCUAACAUACUAUUAACAUCUAUGCUUUAUAUAAUUUAAACUAGGCAUAGAAGAAACAAAUGCAAAGAAAAUACUUAACACCUACUGACAGAUAUAAACCUACAAUCUGAUGUAUGCUGAUCUAUCUAGACAGAACACAAACUUGGGGCAUUUUCACUUCUAGAACUAAAUGAUAUAAUUAAUCUCCUUCAUGCUUUUGGCUAUGUCUCUUUCUGAUUAUACUUGGCAAUUAUUUUUUUCUAUUUUUUAAAUCAAAGAAGCAGCUUUAUGCUUUUAAUCAUUUCUUCAGUGUGUCUUUUAUAUUUUGUUAAUUUCUGUUACUGUUUACUAAUCUCAAGCUAAUUUCUUUUUAUUGUAUUGAUUUUUCAAGCUUAUUUAAUCAUAAUUUGAUUUAUUUAUCUUUUUACUGUUCUGAAAUUCAUUUCAUUUCUAAGUGGCAUAUAAUUUUCAUUUUUAUUUUCUCUUUUAGACAAGAAUUACUGUUUCAAAGAGUGCUUACAAAUGGCUAGAUGGACGUAUUCAUUUUUACAAUAUCCUAGUAUUUAGCUUUUUAUUUUGUAACAUUGUAAUCAGUGUAUUUUGUGAUUUCUUCCAUUUUAAUUCAUAAAGUUCAGUUUUGAAUGUGAUCAAGCUCUGUAACGUAAAGCAAGUAUUUAAUGUGUGAGUGUGUGUAUAUCUAUUUUAGUAAUAUGCCAAAAUUAAUACAAACGGUUAUAAAAUUUGAUAUUUUUCUAGUUAUUUUAUUCUCCUGUUGUUUUAUAUUAAUGAUCUGUAUUUUUAUUUAUUAAUUUAUAUUAUAUGUUUAACACAUGUAAAAUUAAAUCUGUGAUAUAAAUGUAGGUAUAAAGAUUAUUAAUAGAACAAAUGCCAUUAUGUUCACGCCAGCAGAAGAAAUAAGCCUUAAUUAUUUUUAAAAACUUAGUACUUCCAUUUCUGUAAGUGAUAUAAUAAAUAAAUUUAUGAUCAUGUUAGGAAGCAUUUCUUCAUGUAUUUCAAUCAAAUUUUGCUUAACAUAUUUCAAAGCUGUUUUAUUUAGACCUGUAGAAAUUAAUAACAUUUCUUCCUGAUGAAUUUUUCCCUUUAAAAACCCAUUCAGUGCUUCUAAUUAGUCUGCUCUCAAUAUUGUUGCACUUGCCUUUUUUGGUAGUAUUUACUUUUCUCAAUUCUUUGUUUUCAUCUUGAUACUCUUAUUUUGUGAAUAGAGUGUCCUAUUCAACAUAGUGCUGGAAGCCAUAGUCAGAAACAAUUAGGUACAAAAGAGAAAUAAAAGGCAUCUAAAUUGGAAAGGAAGAAGUAAAACUACCUCUGUUUGCAAACAUCAUUCUAUACAAAGAAAAUCCAGGUGAAUCCACAAAGAAACUACUAAGCCUAAUAAGUUCAGCAAAACUACAGAAUACAAGAUGAACACACAAAAAUCAGUUGUAUUUUACAUAUAUAUAUAAAUGAACAACUUUGCUGUAUACGAGAAACUAACACAACAUUGUAAACCAACUAUACUUAAAAAAGUAUUUUCAUAUGCCACCAAUGAACCAUCAGAAAAGGAAAUUGAGAAAAACAUCCCAUUUACAACAGAAUCAAAAAGAAUAAAAUACCUAAGAAUAAAUAUAAUGAAAGAUGUGAAAAGACUUGUACACUGAAAACUAUAAAACAUAAAAGAAAAAAAACCUAUAAAA
Molecule: messenger RNA, 12337 nt
Organism: Orcinus orca (killer whale)
Lineage: Eukaryota; Metazoa; Chordata; Mammalia; Artiodactyla; Delphinidae
Gene: ZNF875
Product: zinc finger protein 875
Exons: 5
Coding region: 4765-6666 (633 amino acids)
Biological process (GO): regulation of transcription by RNA polymerase II
Molecular function (GO): DNA-binding transcription factor activity; RNA polymerase II cis-regulatory region sequence-specific DNA binding; zinc ion binding
Source: RefSeq, a predicted model, not a curated record